UCAUUUUAACCCUAAAACAUCUCUUCUGCCAAACUCUUACCACGUCCUCUGCAUGGGCGGUGAUCGGCACGAAAUUACGGUUAACAUUUACAACCAACACAUUACACACCUAUAUUCAUUUUCCAGUUAUAAUUCAAAGACCAUUGAUGAAAAGUGAUCAUCCAUGGAUCUGACCCACAAAUUUUUAAACAUUGUUCUUCCUAUUGCAUCCAUCUUUUUAUUCAUCUUCAUCCUACCACUACUUUCAGUGUACCGCCUGUUGAGGUUUUGCAUUAGAUCCUUGUUCCCGGAAAACCUCGCCGGAAAAGUAGUACUAAUCACCGGAGCUUCUGCUGGUAUUGGCGAGCAUUUGGCAUACGAGUACGCAAAACAUGGAGCGAGACUAGCAUUGGUUGCGAGGAGAGAGAAGGUGCUAGGGGUGGUCGCCGAAAAAGCGAAGGAGCUUGGAUCGCCGGAUGCGAUUGUGAUCAAGGCGGAUGUUUCAAAGCUCGAGGAUUGCAAGAGAUUUGUUGAUGAAACAAUCAACCAUUUUGGGAAAUUGGAUUGCUUGAUAAAUAAUGCCGGAAUUGGAAAAGUUGGGCUCUUUGAAGACCAACAAUGCAUCAACGAUCAAACUUCAGUCAUGGACAUAAACUUCUGGGGGUCGGUUAAUGCCACACAUUUUGCACUUCCAUAUCUAAGGAAGAGCAAGGGCAGAAUACUUGUGAUCGGUUCAGUUGCGGGAUGGUUCAAUACGCCCAAAGUAAGCGUCUACAAUGCAAGUAAGGCAGCACAACAAAGCUUCUUUGAAACCCUACGGCUCGAGUUGGCUCCGGACAUUGGAGUAUCGAUCAUGAAUCUUGGGCUAGUUGACACAUACUUAGCCACCAAUGAAUUUAUAUACAAGACAAAUUUAGAUGGGACACCGUUGCUAUCUGUUGAAGGGUGCGCUAAGACAGUUGUGAAUAGCAUGAGACGGGGAGAUGAAUCCUUGACCGAGCCUCAGUGGAUGCGUACGGUCUUUCUAUGGGUGAUGUUGUUACGUGAGCUAAUGAACGUGAUCCUUCGGGUCCUUGCAAAGAAGAGAAAGUGUGAGUUAGAAAAUCAAAAAUCUCAUAGCACCGGUUCAUUACAGCAACACUCUGAUUUCAAACAUGACUAAAAUCCUGAAGAACACAAAACAUUUGUAUGUGGUAACAUGCUUAUUAGUGUCUACGACAAGCGAGCAUUCGGCUAUAUGUAAACAUCAAUCUUCUAGUAUUAUUAUUUGUAAGCAAUAAAAGUUUGUUUCA
Molecule: messenger RNA, 1271 nt
Organism: Helianthus annuus (common sunflower)
Lineage: Eukaryota; Viridiplantae; Streptophyta; Magnoliopsida; Asterales; Asteraceae
Product: 11-beta-hydroxysteroid dehydrogenase-like 4A
Exons: 6
Coding region: 164-1141 (325 amino acids)
Source: RefSeq, a predicted model, not a curated record